UAGUUAUGAUAACAUAACCAAUAUCAUAGAAUUAUUACUCUUUUAUAUUUUGUAUUUUUACAUGUAUAUUUAUUAUGUUUGUACUUUGUACAUUGUAUUGAAACAUAAUUACAAUAUUUUAUUAUCAUGAUAAUGAUUAUCCAAGAAAAUUUUUAUAUUUCAUCUGAUCGAUUAUCGUGAAUUGUUAGUUUCAUAUUCUAAUGCGCUGUAUGCGAUUUCUAGUGUCGUCGUCGAUAAUGUUUUUGUUGAUGUUGUCAGGUUAUAAGAUAUUUUUCAUAGUACGAAUGUUUUUGCAUUGUAAACUUUCGCCUUUUAUCAGCCAAUUAAUUGUAUCGUAAAGGUGUACGAUUUUAAUUUUUGUUUUUUGUUUUUUGUUUUUUUUUUAUGAGUCUAUAAACGAAUACAUUUUUUGUGGUUUAUGUAGUAUUCAGAAUAUAUUAUAUAUGUCGGCUUUGGAAAAUGGUUAGAUUUUAUUUUUUUCUUUAAUUAUUUUAAAUGCUUAUAAAUUAAUAUAAGUUAUAUAGAGAAAUGUUAUUGGUUAACAUAUAAUGGCCAUGGAUACCGUAUACAAACAUUUAAAAAUUCAAAACAGACCUUACAGCGUGAACGAUAUAGUAUUGAAUUUGCACAAUGAAUUUGGAAAAUCUGCUGUUCAAAAGGCCAUCGAUCAUUUAUUAGCAGAAGGAAAGAUAUUUGAAAAAGUAUAUGGAAAGCAAAAAGUUUAUUGCGUUGUUCAGGACUCGACGCAAGAUAUAGAGGAAUUAAUGAGAAUCGAUAAAGAAUUACAGGCACAUGCGAAUGACGUUGAAACUAGAUAUCAAGAUUUAGAGAAAGAGAUUAAAAAUCAAGAGACUUUAUUAAAAUCUUUAAAAUCAUCUGUCACUGUUGAAGAAGCAUAUAAAGAGAAAGUUUUACUCGUGGAAAGUAUUAAAGUUUUAACAAAUAAAUUAGAUAAACUUAUUGAAUCUACCGGUAGUAUGGAUUUAACUGAAACAAAAAGAAAAACACAAUCCUCUUUGGACGAAUAUACACGUGAAUAUGUUAAACGUAAAAGAUUAUGUACAGAUAUAAUAGAUUGUAUUUUAGAAAAUUAUCCUGGUACUAAAAGUGAGUUGUACGAUGAAAUAGGUAUAGAUCCAAAAAUUAUUAAUUGAUAAUAAUAAUGUUAUAAAUUUUCAUAUUUAUUUUUAAUGAAAUAAAAUAAUUAACAUUACAAAAUUUUAUAA
Vespa crabro (European hornet) is the source of this 1226-nucleotide messenger RNA. Its product is annotated as homologous-pairing protein 2 homolog. The record is from RefSeq and is a predicted model, not a curated record. The coding region runs from base 549 to 1154 and encodes 201 amino acids. Lineage: Eukaryota; Metazoa; Arthropoda; Insecta; Hymenoptera; Vespidae. Gene Ontology annotation, molecular function: recombinase activator activity; double-stranded DNA binding. Gene Ontology annotation, biological process: meiotic joint molecule formation; homologous chromosome pairing at meiosis; meiotic strand invasion involved in reciprocal meiotic recombination. The transcript has 3 exons. Gene Ontology annotation, cellular component: DNA recombinase auxiliary factor complex; condensed nuclear chromosome.